Messenger RNA from Durio zibethinus, 2294 nucleotides. RefSeq names its product AT-hook motif nuclear-localized protein 13-like. NCBI's taxonomy places the organism in Eukaryota, Viridiplantae, Streptophyta, Magnoliopsida, Malvales, Malvaceae. The record is from RefSeq and is a predicted model, not a curated record. Gene Ontology annotation, molecular function: minor groove of adenine-thymine-rich DNA binding.
CUUCCCUAGUUCUCCGAAACUCUCUUUCUUUUCUCUCACAGUUUCACUCCAAUUGGAUCUUGCUUCACAUUACAACACUUCCUCUUCUUUUCAAUUUUUCUGAUUUUCUUUGUAUCAAAGAAUUUCUUUGAGAGAAAAAAAAAAGAAGAUGGAGCCAAGAGAGGCACAAGGUCCGGCAGCAGCGGCGGGAGGAUUACACGUACAACAACCGCAACAGAUGGUAAUGGGACCUACAUCUUCGUACCCUUCGAACGCCGCCUUGAUCAGCCCUAAUCCAACGGCUACCAUCCCUCCUUCUCCCACUCCGCGUUUUCCUUUCAACUCCUUGGCUUCGCCGCCGUCACAACAUCAGCAUCAUCAACUUCAGCACCAACCCAAGCCUUUGGAUUCGUUAAACUCCGUUGGUUUUGAUGGAUCGUCGCAGUUACGGUACAACACCGAGCCGGACAUGAAGAAGAAACGAGGCAGGCCAAGAAAAUAUGCUCCUGAUGGUAACAUUGCUCUUCUACAAUUGGCACCCACCACCCCAAUUGCUUCUAACUCCACGAGUCACGGUGGUGGUGAUUCUGUCGGUUUGGGGUGUAGUAAUGGCGGUGCUGCUGCAUCAGAACCGCCUGCUAAAAGGAACCGUGGAAGGCCAGCAGGUUCCGGAAAAAGACAGAUUAAUGCAUUAGGUGGAGUUGGAGGGGUGGGAUUUACUCCUCAUGUAAUCACGGUGAAAGCCGGCGAGGACAUAGCAUCAAAGAUUAUAGCUUUUUCACGGCAAGGACCACGCACAGUCUGUAUUCUCUCUGCAAAUGGUGCCAUCUGUAAUGUUACACUCCGCCAACCCGCGAUGUCUGGUGGUACAGUGACAUAUGAGGGUCGAUUUGAAAUUAUUUCUCUAUCAGGUUCCUUCUUGCUUUCUGAAAAUAAUGGUAGUCACAGCAGGAGUGGUGGUUUAAGUGUCUCCUUGGCUGGGACUGAUGGUCGAGUAUUAGGUGGUGGAGUUGCAGGGAUGCUACAGGCGGCAUCACCAGUUCAGGUCAUUGUUGGCAGCUUUAUUGCGGAUGGGAAAAAACAGAACUCAGAUGUUUCCAAAACUGGGCCUUCUUCCAUACUAACACCCAAUAUGCUGAAGUUUGGAACUCCAGGGACGACAGGUAGCCCUCCUUCGCAAGGUGGCUUAAGCGAGUCUUCUGAAGAGAAUGGGGGCAGCCCCCUUAAUCGAGGGUCUGGUUUCUACAGUAAUUCUGCCCCAUCUAUUCAUAAUAACAAUAUGCAAAUGUACCCACUUUGGACUGGCCACACUCCACAAUGAAGAUGCUUCUGAAUUAACAUUAGAGCACCUUGGGCAUCAACUUGGUGAUUGUUCUCGCAUAACAGUUAGCUGUCAAAUUCCAAAUGCUAACAUGCAUUAAGGAAUAGAAAGGGUAGAAAAUCGUUUUUCUUUUAGAUCAAGUUUUUUGUUGUUUCUUCUUGAGUAGUUUUCAAGUUUCCUUCACCUCAUUGAAAAAUGUCCGCUGUUGAUAGCUGAGAACAUUCCACCUAUUUAUUAGAAUCUUAAAUUUAGUUGUUCGAGUGUUGUUUCUUUAGCGGUUGCUGUUGUUAGGUUUCAGAUGUAAAACUCGUUUUAAGGAUAUGAAUAUCGUAGGGGUCCUCGAUAGUUUGGAGGGGGGUUUGUACCUUCCUCGUUCUACUAUCAGGAGCACAGGCAAACCGAUAGGCGAAUUCAGAGCAGUAUGUCUUGCAGGCCAAGCAUCUUUUAAUUUUCCAUUCAUAUCUCAGUGAUAUCCCUGAUGGAAAACUCAUCAUAUCUGAAUUCUGAUCAGGACUUUCUGAACAUAAAUUACUACCUGUGAGAGAGGUGUCAACACCACCACCACCAUUUCGUGUAACGUAUUGCUUGCGGGUUGGUUUUUAAUGACAGAUGUAGGUUGUCGAACAGCCAGUUGAUUUGAAAGUCGUUUUAACGUGUCUCGGUUGUUGCAUCCUCUUUCUCUAACGUGCUAAGUUGAUGAUAGGAAAAUUGCGUAGUCCCCACUUUACUGCUUAAAUCACUUAAAUCAUAUGUACUGGACCGUGUCCAACUGCAACUGAAAACUCAGUCCCAGUAAAAUUACAGCUCGUGAAAAAUCUAAUGUCUCUUUCUAAUAUUUAGAACUUACCCUUUGAUUUGGAUUUGGAGGUGAAUGGUUAGGGGAUAAUUCUAUCAUAAACAAAUUUUAUGCGUGUAAAAACAAAGAUGAGUACAAUUAUGUAAGUUAGGUAUAGGUGGAAAGGUUCCAAAAAUCCCAACCUUCUAUGAUUCUAUA